Molecule: messenger RNA, 579 nt
Organism: Laccaria bicolor S238N-H82
Lineage: Eukaryota; Fungi; Basidiomycota; Agaricomycetes; Agaricales; Hydnangiaceae
Exons: 5
Coding region: 1-579 (192 amino acids)
Source: RefSeq, a predicted model, not a curated record
AUGUCUGAGUUCAAAAGUGCGGCGAUCAUUGUGUGGCAGAUCUGUGUGGCGAUCCAGGUCACGUGUCAGUUUGCCAAACAGUGGAGACGCGUCAACAAGGAGGGAAAGCGAUGUUACUGCAGAGUGGUGGAAAGGUGGGGUCCAGGGCUCCAGGACUGUGAUUUUUGCAAGGGUGUUCUUGGGUGUGGGGCUUGUGAAGAGGUGGGGGCGGAACAGCGAGGCCAUGGUGGAGUUCAGGAGCAAAGUCCUGUGACAUGCGACAGAAGUUCCCGCCGCAGGGAUAAAACUAUUGAGAAACCCCCUUUCCACGGAAACCCCCUGGGUUUCCGAGGCAAUUGGAGAAAUCCCUGGUUUUUCAUUUCGUUCAAUUCGACAGGGCCCGUGACGCGUGACAGACCUGUCGAAAUUUUGGUUUCGACAACCACGCAAAUUCGCCGUGACAAGCCGAAAAUUUGGGCGAAAUUUCGACCACUUAGCGCCGCAGGCCACGAAAAAUUUCGACAUUUAUCACAUGAGCGCCAGAUGAUUUCGACACCUUACAAAAAUCUGCGUGACCACCGUGACAUUUCAGCAAUUUGA